Molecule: messenger RNA, 918 nt
Organism: Tripterygium wilfordii
Lineage: Eukaryota; Viridiplantae; Streptophyta; Magnoliopsida; Celastrales; Celastraceae
Product: ubiquitin-conjugating enzyme E2-23 kDa-like
Exons: 6
Coding region: 126-677 (183 amino acids)
Biological process (GO): ubiquitin-dependent protein catabolic process; protein polyubiquitination
Cellular component (GO): nucleus
Molecular function (GO): ubiquitin conjugating enzyme activity
Source: RefSeq, a predicted model, not a curated record
GCUUGGAUGUCUGAAACCACUUUUGCGUCUCCGUUUCCUUGUGAAAAGUGAAAACACCCCAUCCCCUCUUUUUCUUAGCCUCCCAACAAAUCCCAGAAAAACCCAGGGAAAAAAAAAGAGCAAAAAUGUCUUCUCCAAGCAAACGCCGAGAGAUGGAUUUGAUGAAACUGAUGAUGAGUGAUUACAAAGUGGAGAUGAUCAAUGAUGGCAUGCAAGAGUUCUAUGUGGAAUUCAGUGGACCGAAAGACAGUCCAUAUCAGGGAGGUGUAUGGAAGAUAAGGGUGGAGCUACCAGAUGCUUAUCCUUAUAAAUCUCCAUCCAUUGGUUUUACCAACAAGAUCUACCACCCAAAUGUUGAUGAAAUGUCUGGUUCAGUUUGUUUGGAUGUUAUCAAUCAGACUUGGAGUCCCAUGUUUGAUCUCGUCAAUGUGUUUGAAGUGUUUCUUCCUCAACUUCUUUUAUAUCCAAACCCCUCUGAUCCAUUGAAUGGAGAAGCUGCUGCUUUAAUGAUGCGUGACCGCACUGCCUAUGAACAAAGAGUGAAAGAGUACUGUGAGAAAUAUGCAAAGCCAGAAGAUAUCGGGGCAAAACCAGAGGAGGAAUCUAGUGAUGAGGAGCUGAGUGAAGAUGAAUAUGACUCCAGCGAUGACCAAGUUGCUGGAAAAGCUGAUCCUUGAUUGCAUUUAUUAUGCUUUCUAAUAAUCCGCCUCCUGUACAUGAUGAUGAUAUUCUGCUCCUGGAAAAUGAACCAACAGAACUGAAGGCAGAUGGAAAAAUUCCGAACCCUUCUGUCUUUAUUUUCCAUGGAUGAAGAUAUGUAAAUUUAUUAACAAGAUGCAUAAUGUAUCAGAUAUUCCGUACCAUUAAGACUAAAGCAUGUUGCUUUUCUAUUUUAGUAUGUUGCUGAUGUUUAUGGUG